This is a messenger RNA of Funneliformis caledonium, 1785 nucleotides long. Lineage: Eukaryota; Fungi; Glomeromycota; Glomeromycetes; Glomerales; Glomeraceae. The record is from the annotation of a GenBank genome assembly.
AUGAACUUAUCAACAUCUUCUUCACCAUCACCAUUGUUAUUGGGUUCAUCAAGUAAGGAUAACUACCACGACUCAAGUGACGAUAACGACGAUAAAUUCGAUAAGUUUCAACUACAAAGGGCUCCCUCAUCGCGACAAAGAAGAAGAUCAAAUAGUUCGAGCAAUAUAUUGGCCUCAACCGUAAACGUAAAGGUGGUUCGUUCUCCCGCAAGGAGGGAUGCAAACUUCGAUAACACUUCUAAUAAUUAUAAUAUUCAUACAAACGAAUACCGUCCAAUACCACGUCCUCCUAGAUUAGCUUUCGACACUUCCUUUGACACUUCGGUUGAGUUAAGGAUGCCAAUGACACCUCCUUCAAGACAAGAGUAUAAAGCGCAUCAUCAAAGUUAUCAACAAAUAUUAUCACAAUAUAAUCCACACAGUCAUCGGGACUAUCAAGGGUUAUCUGGAAAGGAAUCGAGAACAACAAGUUUCAGUAGCACCAAGAGUAAUAAGAGUAAUAAAAGUUCCCUAAGCAUGAAUAAAACUUUAACCGCUUUCUAUAAUGAACGGAUAGAGAAACGUACGGCUUUCGAUAAUGAUGAUGAUGAGUGUUCCGAUUCGGAAUCGGACACAACCCUUUCCGUUUCAUCCGGCGAUGAUAUUCGAGAAUGUAAAAAGGGUCAUCGUCGCAAUCGAUUGGCUAGACAAUUAUCAAUGCUACGGAAGGAAAUUGAUGUUGUAAAGAGUUCCUUAUCCGGCUUACAGAAAGAUCACAAGGUAAUGCUAGACGAGAAAAAACAAUUGGAGCAACAAUAUCAAGAGGCGAAAUAUGAGGUGACCAAGACCUUGGAGAAUAGUGCCAAUGAUUUGAUAGAAUAUAAUGAAUUAUUAAAUGCAAAGAUGGAAAAACUAACAAUGGAAUUGGGAGUGCUCCCAUCAAAUGAAAAUUCUCCCCUUUCAGAUGAUAACGGUAUAAUAAGUGGUGGUAAUGGUGAAUGGCCAAUGGCAUACGCGAACAUUAUGAACAAUUGUGUGCAACAAGCAAAUAAGUUGGAGUUUUUACAAGCUGAACUAGAGAAAUCUAAACGAGAUUUUCGUUUAUUAUUGGACUUUAAAGAAGAAAUUGAAAAAACUUUGGAGGAAAAAGAGCGUGUAUAUUUGGAACAGAUUCGACAUUGUGAGGCUGUUACCAAUGGUCAAGCUGGUAUGAUCGAUUCCAUGGAAAAAUUAUUAAAAGAAUUGGAAGAUAAGAUGGAUAAAUUAUUAUUGGAAAAGAGUGAGAAGAGACAAGAACGUUUUGUAAAACACAAACAUAAUUCAAGUGUUAGUUCACAUUUGUCUGCGAGUAGUAUAAUAGGUGAAAAAAAAAGGAGACGUGCUCAAAGAGUAUCCAUUGACAUAAAAAAGGGGUCUCCACCAAAUAAUUGUUCAAUUGACAAUUCUAUAAAUCUCACGCCUGCUGAAGAAUUGGUACCUGCAUAUUGUUUGGCUCCUCCACAGACGCGUCGUCAAUCAUAUACAAAUCCAAUAUCGUUAUUUACGGACGAGGAACGAAUUCGACAUCAGUCUCGUUUUUGCCUAGCAAAAAGAUGGGUUGAAGAUGAUGAGGUGUCAAUAUGUCAACAAGCUGAUUGUGCUGUCAAGUUUAAUUUCUGGAAUCGAAGGCAUCAUUGUCGGAGAUGCGGUAAUAUCUUUUGCAAUACACAUAGUGCCUAUUCUAUGCUACUGUUUCCCGAUGGUAGUGAGGAUUGGGGUGGUGUAUGGUCAAGAGUUUGUGAAGGUUGUUUUAAAGAUACAAAAUAA